GAGCGCCUGCUUUUAUGGCACGGUACUAGGCUCUCUUCGCUGCAUGGCAUCCUGGAUGUGGGCCUGCAGAUCCGACGCCGUGGCGUCUUGUACACUGGCACCAUGUUUGGUGAGGGUAUAUACCUAGCGGAUUCAUCGAGCAAGUCAGCAGGGUACUGUCGAACCCGAGGUAGCACUGGAGAUGGUGAUGCGGUUCUGCUUCUAUGCGAG
Messenger RNA from Microdochium trichocladiopsis, 210 nucleotides. RefSeq lists its product as uncharacterized. The annotation marks the transcript as partial. Lineage: Eukaryota; Fungi; Ascomycota; Sordariomycetes; Xylariales; Microdochiaceae. The transcript has a single exon. The record is from RefSeq and is a predicted model, not a curated record. Gene Ontology annotation, molecular function: NAD+ poly-ADP-ribosyltransferase activity.